CCUGACCACACAGCCUGCUCUUCUCCGUGCACCAGGUCCAGCCUCUUCUGAAGCAUGAGUUCCCACCAGCAGAAGCAGCCCUGCACCCUACCCCCACAGCUUCAGCAGCAGCAGGUGAAACAGCCCUGCCAGCCUCCUCCCCAGGAACCAUGUGUCCCCCAAACCAAGGAGCCGUGCCACACCAAGGUGCCAGAGCCAUGUCACACCAAGAUUCCAGAGCCAUCUCAGACCAAGUUUCCUGAGCCAUGUCACACCAAGGUCCUGGAGCCGUGUCACACCAAGAUUCCAGAGCCAUGUCAGACCAAGUUUCCUGAGCCAUGCCACACCAAGGUUCCGGAACCGUGUCACACCAAGAUUCCAGAGCCAUGUCACACCGAGAUUCCAGAGCCAUGUCAGACCAAGUUUCCUGAGCCAUGUCACACCAAGGUCCUGGAACCGUGUCACACCAAGAUUCCAGAGCCAUCUCAGACCAAGUUUCCUGAGCCAUGCCACACCAAGUUUCCGGAGCCGUGUCACACCAAGAUUCCAGAGCCAUGUCAGACCAAGUUUCCUGAGCCAUGCCACACCAAGGUUCCGGAACCGUGUCACACCAAGGUUCCAGAGCCAUGUCAGACCAAGUUUCCUGAGCCAUGCCACACCAAGGUUCCGGAGCCGUGUCACACCAAGGUCCUGGAACCGUGUCACACCAAGAUUCCAGAACCAUCUCAGACCAAGUUUCCUGAGCCAUGCCACAUCAAGAUUCCAGAGCCAUGUCACACCGAGAUUCCAGAGCCAUGUCAGACCAAGUUUCCUGAGCCAUGUCACACCAAGGUCCUGGAACCGUGUCACACCAAGAUUCCAGAGCCAUCUCAGACCAAGUUUCCUGAGCCAUGCCACACCAAGUUUCCGGAGCCGUGUCACACCAAGAUUCCAGAGCCAUGUCAGACCAAGUUUCCUGAGCCAUGUCACACCAAGGUACUGGAACCGUGUCACACCAAGAUUCCAGAGCCAUCUCAGACCAAGUUUCCUGAGCCAUGUCACACCAAGGUUCCGGAGCCAUGUCACACCAAGAUUCCAGAGCCAUGUCAGACCAAGUUUCCUGAGCCAUGUCACACCAAGGUACUGGAACCGUGUCACACCAAGAUUCCAGAGCCAUCUCAGACCAAGUUUCCUGAGCCAUGUCACACCAAGGUUCCGGAGCCAUGUCACACCAAGAUUCCAGAGCCAUGUCAGACCAAGUUUCCUGAGCCAUGUCCCACCAAGGUUCCGGAGCCAUGUCACACCAAGGUUCUGGAGCCCAGCUACUCCAAGGUCCCUGAGCCGUGUCCCUCAACAGUCAUCCCAGCGCCAGUUCAGCAGACCAAGCAGAAGUAAUGUGGUCCACAGCGAAGCCCUGGAGGAGCCGACCACUGGGUGCUGAACCCCCUCUCCCACGCUGCCUGAGUCCCAUUUGCCUUACAAUUAGCAUGCUGCCACCCUGAGUCACAAUCCUUCCUCAUUUGCACCCUGAAAACAUGAGCUAUGAAGCUUUCCUUCCCAAA
Rhinolophus ferrumequinum (greater horseshoe bat) is the source of this 1520-nucleotide messenger RNA. Its product is annotated as small proline-rich protein 3-like. The coding region runs from base 55 to 1353 and encodes 432 amino acids. The record is from RefSeq and is a predicted model, not a curated record. The transcript is spliced from 2 exons. NCBI's taxonomy places the organism in Eukaryota, Metazoa, Chordata, Mammalia, Chiroptera, Rhinolophidae.